ACCCCCUUGUGUCCGAGUCCUCAUCAAAAACAGCUGUCUCCAUUAUGACGACCCACUUGAGAGCAAUACAUAUGUACCCCUUACAUUUGAAUGCUUACCAUUUGUCUGAACAUAAGAUAACAAAAUACUUAGCUUUCUUCAGUAUUACGUAAUUGGUGAUAUUUUAUAAAUUCAAAAUGUCACGUGAACGUGCUAACGCUCGAGAACGAUGCCGGCAAAAAUCAAUCGGCAACGCAUUCAACAUGUUGCGCAACCAUCUUCCGAAGCAAUUACGAGAUCGAAAACCGUCGAAAGCGGAGACCUUAAAGUCAGCUGCGCAAUAUAUAUCUCAUCUAUUGAGGAUUUUGGAGAAAGAAAUAGAAAACUCUUCGAAUAAUUUAAAAGAUGAACAUCAAAAAGACCCUAGUUUGACCACGCCUUCACAUCUGAAUUCGAAAAUUGAAGUAUGCUAUGCACACCAAAAUGGAGAAUGGGUCCCGCCAGAAUGUCAUUUUGUUGUGAACUAUGAUUGAAUAUUUAUUUUUAUUAAUUGUGUAUUGUUUUACCCACUCAUUUUUAUGCAAUUUUUACACUAAUCAAACUUUAUCAAAAAAACCAAUUUUCUAUUAAUAAAUGUGAAUGAAUAGGUA
This is a messenger RNA of Caenorhabditis elegans, 629 nucleotides long. RefSeq names its product BHLH domain-containing protein (gene hlh-19). Gene Ontology annotation, molecular function: protein dimerization activity. The coding region runs from base 177 to 512 and encodes 111 amino acids. Lineage: Eukaryota; Metazoa; Nematoda; Chromadorea; Rhabditida; Rhabditidae. The transcript has 3 exons. The record is from RefSeq and is marked reviewed. Gene Ontology annotation, cellular component: nucleus.